AUGUCUUCCGCUCCGACCUUCAACAGCGAAACCACGGCUACUCAGGUCGCCGACGCCUUCUCAGAUUCUAUCCGCGGGCGAAACAUCCUCAUUACGGGCGUUGGCCCCAAUGGUCUCGCUGAGACGCUGGUCCACACGCUGGCCGCCCACUCCCCCGCGCUGUUGAUUCUAGCGGGGCGGCAGCCGGCCAAGGUCAGCGCCGUUGCCGACGCCGUCAAGGCCGCGCACCCAGGCACGCAGACGCGCACGCUGCAGCUCGAUCUGGCGUCGCUGGCGUCGGUGCGCGAGGCUGCAGCACACGUCACGGAACCGCUGCACCUCAUCAUCAACAACGCCGGCGUCAUGAACAUCCCCACCCGCACGCUGACGGCCGACGGCUUCGAGAUGCACUUCGCCGUCAACUAUCUGGGCGCCUUCCUGUUCACCAACCUGCUGGUGCCGCGCCUGGUGCAGGGCGCCCGCGUCGUCAUGGUCGUCAGCAACGGCUACGCCCUCUCCCCCGUGCGCUUCAGCGACUACAACUUCGACGGCCGCGAUAGCUUGCCCGACGACGAGCUGCCCAACAAGCAGGCCUGCGAGGCGUUCGGUAUCCCUUACGGCCUCGGCUACGUGCCGCCGCUCGCGUACGGCCAGUCCAAAACCGCCGGCAUCCUGUACACCAAGGAGCUGGCCAAGCGCCUGAAGGCCAGUGGCGUCACCGCGACGUGCGUCAACCCUGGCCCUGUAGACACGGAUCUGUGGCGCCAAAUGCCCAAGGAGGCCGUCGAGCAGAUGUUCGCCGUGCUGCCCAUGCGCUCCAAGGAACAGGGCGUCGCCGACUUUCUCGUGGCUGCAUUACACCCCAACCUUUCAGACGGUGCAUAUGUUGAGAAUUGCCAUGACACCGACGUGAUGCCUUUUGCCAAGGACGAGACGCUUUCUCACAGGCUUUGGGAACUCAGCGAGCAGCUGGUCAAGGAAAAGUUCGACUUUUGA
Molecule: messenger RNA, 975 nt
Organism: Lasiodiplodia theobromae
Lineage: Eukaryota; Fungi; Ascomycota; Dothideomycetes; Botryosphaeriales; Botryosphaeriaceae
Product: Retinol dehydrogenase
Exons: 3
Coding region: 1-975 (324 amino acids)
Source: RefSeq, a predicted model, not a curated record